Messenger RNA from Alternaria hordeiaustralica, 7113 nucleotides. RefSeq lists its product as uncharacterized. The record is from RefSeq and is a predicted model, not a curated record. Gene Ontology annotation, cellular component: fungal-type vacuole membrane; endosome membrane. The transcript has a single exon. The coding region runs from base 1 to 7113 and encodes 2370 amino acids. Gene Ontology annotation, molecular function: ATP binding; metal ion binding; 1-phosphatidylinositol-3-phosphate 5-kinase activity. Gene Ontology annotation, biological process: phosphatidylinositol phosphate biosynthetic process. Lineage: Eukaryota; Fungi; Ascomycota; Dothideomycetes; Pleosporales; Pleosporaceae.
AUGCAUGCCCAGGCAUCACGCUCCGACACGCUUACCACCUUCGACGACUUCACCGUGCCACCGGCCCCGAGCUCAGUUGGUGAGCCCAAAGGCAUAGACUUGGUACAGGGUGGCUUCAGUGGACUGUACAGUCGCCUGAGAGCUUCUGUAGGAGGCGUCAGAGAACAAUCACAAGAUGGCAGGAGCGGGACUUCGCCGGCCUCCAAGUCAGCGGCUGUCACUCGAAGCCCAGGGGGGACUUCCGUGUCCUCACCCGUUGUCACCUCUAGGCCGUCGUCGCGCAUGCAAUCUCCAGCAACAGCCAACUUCCCCGACGCCCUGCCUCCCUCCCGCGACUCCAAUAUAUCUAGUACCACGCUCUCCAGUAAGACGUCCAUGAACGCGUCUAAGGCUUCCCUCGGUACUGCACGGUCCCGGAACUCAAUGACCCCGAGCGUCGACACGGGGCAUACAGCAAAACACGACGAAUCCUCGAUUCUGAGCCCUAUGGGCCCCCACUCUAGGAGCCAGAGCACCUCCACCAUCGACUUACCAAGAAGCAACACACCGAGAGAUCCUGCGCUAGGAGCCCAACGGCUAGAUUCCCCGCGCUUCGCUCCAAACCGGGACAACGUUGCUAGGAGACAGAAGGGCGACUUUGACCUUGCAGGUCAGGAGAGUGACGAUACCGAUGACGAUGAUAUGGUGCUCGUGAAAGGCGAAGGUCAAGCGGGUGAUAGCGUGACUUUCAAGGCCGGGUCAGACACCCCGCGCGAAAGUCUGAGCAGGGUCAGCUCCCGCGCCGACAGCCAAUAUCAACCCACCCGCUCUGCGCCUAACAAGCCAAGGGAACAGCCUGAGAAGUCCCCAGAGAGGAUUCAACUCGGUCGCAACAACACCGCUAGCUCCCAAACUACUAUACACGCACCGGAGCCGCAGCGUCCCCCCAUGCUCCAUGUCGGUCCUUCACACCUCCCAGGCUACCGGCCUUCCAGGGCCUCUUCUUCUGACGGGUUGAGCUCUAUCAUCACAACUUCCACGAUACGCACUCCUGCUGUUGCGCCUAUCGAAGAGAUUCAGCGACAAGCCCAGGCUGCGCCUGCGGUACACAACAUGUCAAGAAGUACCUUUACUCAAAUGCGAAGAAAGAUCCUAGACCGCGAGUUUUGGAUGCGAGACGAGAAUGCUAAAGCUUGUUUCAGCUGCGGUGAUGCUUUCACUACUUUCAGACGUAAGCAUCACUGCCGUACAUGUGGGCAAAUCUUCGAUUCCAAGUGCACGUCUAUCGUGUCAGGUAAGAUAUUUGGACAGCAAAGCAACCUGAAGGUGUGCAAACCGUGUGAGGGUAUCAUAUAUGGCCACGACGAUGACUCGUCCGACUACACUGAUGAUGGCGACCAAGGUUCCCUUUACGACAACGGGGACAGGACUCAGUACUCGGACGAUGACGAAGCUGAUCAUGUUGAGAGUGAUCAUACAAAGAUCGGAACACCGACCAUCAGCAUCCCCAUGUCUCGGAAGGUGGGCAGUGAAAAGAAACGCCGGUCACAUGUCAUAGAACUUGGUCCUCAAACUUUGACCCGUCCGAGCUCGUCGCGAUCUCUGCGGUCUCUGGGCGGGAGACCCCGUUCGUCGAGCCACAAACGACACCCUUCCAAACACCAACACAUGCGUAAUGUCAAGCAUGACGAUCGCGCGCCCUUCCAUCAGUUUCACGAUAACUCACGCAGUCAACCAAGCCUGUCGGCCUUCCACCACGAUAACAUCAUCGACCCAGAUCUUGCUCCCUUCAUGUCGGACGAGGGCUCAAGCGAAGAAGAUCAUGCCAGCAUCUUCGCGACUCUGAGAGAGGAUCCUGCGGCUGGCGCGAAUUUGGACCAUGAAAGGGGUGGUUUAGGUGGUCUGUUGGCAGCCAUGAGAAAAGGAAAGUCAAGGGCUGGUGAUAGAAGUGUCAUAGGCGCGGGUCAUGCUCGAGAUGCAGAUAACAUUAGCAUCACAAGUCGCAACGGAAAUCGACCGUCCCGACGAAGGAAUCUGAGCGUAAGCAGCAUAACUCACCGCGCCUCCCCAAGGCGAUCGAAAAGCAACACCCUGUUAAGACCUUAUACCGGCUACGGCGGUAGCGGACCGGGAACACCACAACUCCAGCCGUCCCCUUCACCAACACCACCCGGAGGGAGAAUCACCCGUAGCGCAUCAAUGCAGGGUAUGACACCCAAGGUCGAACUCAACAAGGCCAGUCUGGAUCAUGCACGAAAGCUCCUGAUACAGAUGUUGAAUGACGCUGGAGUACCGCACGCGUCCAGUUGGGAAAAGGCCUUGAUCCCGAUCUUACGACAGUGUACAGAUGACGUCAAUCCUGAUGUAGAUAGAGGAGAUGACAUCGACGUGAGGAACUAUAUCAAGUUGAAAAAGAUCCCGGGUGGUAAGCCAAAGGACACCGCAUACGUAUCGGGAGUGGUCUUUACCAAGAACGUUGCCCUGCGGAGUAUGCCGCGCAAUAUACCCAACCCAAGAAUCGCCAUCAUCACUUUCGCUAUUGAGUAUGCGCGACACCAAACACACUUCAUGAGCCUCGAGCCCGUCAUUGCCCAGGAGCGGGAAUACCUUCGUAACCUCGUAAGUCGUAUCGCAGCUCUCCAACCUCACGUCCUGCUCGUACAACGUAAUGUGUCUGGCUUGGCACUCGAAUUUCUGGAGAAAGAGGGAAUUGCCGUAGUCUACAACGUCAAGCCUACAGUACUGAACGCCGUCGCGCGAUGCACAAAUUCGAAAAUGAUCUCAUCCGUCGACAAGUUGGCCAUAGACCCAACCCAUCUUGGGUCUUGCGGCAGGUUUGAUGUCAAGACCUAUGUGCACAAGAAUGCGAGGAAAACCUACAUCUUUUUGUCUGGGUGUCAGAAAGAACUCGGCUGCACAAUUGUUCUACGAGGUGCCGAGAGUCAUAACCUGGUCAGGUUGAAACGCGUUACUGAGUUCAUGACAUAUGUCGUGUACAACCUUCGGCUCGAGACUUGCCUGAUGCGCGACGAAUUCAUAGAUACACCAACAGCUUCUAUUACUGGUACUCUCGCCUUGGACCGCCAAGAACAAGACGGCUCACACACUCAAAGCGGUGGAGACGAUACCGCUUCCCAUCCUACUAACGCGCUGCAUGGUGGAAACGACCUGCGAUCCAGCGAUGCUGCACCCUCCUACUAUAGCGAUAUGGUUGAAAACCACCGAACAAAGAUCCUCUCUUCUUCGCCAUUCGUCAAGUUCAUGCAACCUUAUCUGCUCGAACAGGCCCGCCAAUACGAAGCAAAGCUUGGUCAUCUGAAGAAGCUCAAGAACCAGUACACUGCUGAUGAAAGUGACGAAAAGCCCGGUGAAAUUGGCCAGAAGUUCGAACUCGUACAGCCCGAGAUGGUCCACACCGUGGUGGAGAAGGCUUCAAAGCAAGUUCGGGAAUUUCUAUCUGCAGUGCAUGCCUCAGAAUACGACAAGGCAUUGAAUCAGUACCUGACACAAAAGCGACAGUGGGAGCAGUAUCUCUCGGGUAACACGGAUCUUUACGACCCGUUCAACCACCAGAAGAUCGCCGUACUAUACAGUGUUGUCAAUACUGUGACCUCGACUCCCUGCAUUGGCCCAGAAAUCAUUGCGCUUGGCUUUUACCAAGAACAUGAUUAUGAUGACGGCUUCACGCCAGACUGCACAUUAGGCCAAUACGUGGAAGACCUGUGCACUUCAGCCAGUGUCGCUUGUGAAGUGGGCAACUGCGACCGGAGAAUGCUCGAUCAUUCUCGGCAAUAUGUGCAUGGAGAGGGUCAAAUGACGGUCAUUGUCCAGAAGCACCCACCGAAGCUGAAAGGCAUGUAUCAAACCAUUCUCAUGUGGAGCUGUUGCAGAAUAUGUGGCCAGGAAACCCAAGCUUUUCCUAUGUCGGAGUGGAGUUGGAGAUACUCUUUUGCCAAAUACCUCGAGUUGACUUUCUGGAGUACCAAACUGCACCCACGAGCGGGUAUAUGUCCCCACGACAUUCACAAGGACCACGUCCGCUACUUCGGCUACAGCAAUGUUGCUCUGCGUAUACAGUAUGACCCCGUACCGAUGUACGAGGUCAUCGCCCCCAAGCCGAAUGUGACCUGGAAAGUGGAUAGCGACCUAAGGUUAAAGAAUAGCCAAUAUCUGAUGAUCGAGGAGAAGUUGGACUGCUUCAUGGACUCGCUUCGCGCUCGCAUCCAGGGGAUACAUGUCGAAGAUGUCAUUCCAGAGAAGGUGGAUGUUUGCCGCAAGGAAGUUGAGAUACUUCUAAAACGCGCGAACGAGGAACACGAGUGGCUGAAAUCCAAACUCCAAGACAAGUACAUGAACUCCAAAUACUACGAGAUCAUCCCCAUGAAUCGCGCCAUUCGCGCCAUUCAGGAAAAGGCAAUCGCCUGGGAUGUGACUUUCCUGGAGUUUGAACAGCAGUUCUUCCCGUCCGAGCGAGAUAUCAGGAGGUAUGCGAACAUGCAACUGAAGAGAUUCUUGGAGCGGGAUGAGUCUACGAGCUCUUUGGCAUCUGUGGACGAGGGCGGGGAAUCAGGUGCGGACGAUUCCUACAUUGAUGAGAAGGAUGAGUCGAUUGCGUUAUCGCCGAGACCAUCUAAUCUGUCACCAGAAAUGGCCCGCGACAUGUUAAGCUCCGUUGUGAAAGAAGAGAGUUCGACUAGCGAUCAGCCUGCGGAUGGGGGAGAACAGACGUCUGGACCCACCACGCCCCCUCUGACCAAGCCUAGUUCAGAUUUGCCAAUCCAGACCCCGCGAGAGGCACUUGAACGAGAAGACGUCCGUCAUUUGGAUCUUGCAGUGCCCUCCAACUAUCCUGAGACACCUGCAGUCGGCAACGAAGAACUCACCAAGACACCAACUGUUGCUUCUGAUCCUAACAAGUACGAUGAAGGGUCGCCUACACCUACCAGUCUUCCGAGGGUAAAUCCGAUUGAUAAGUCGCUUGCUGAAGCGAUUGAGAACAUGCCGAGUAGCCCAUCACCAUUGCCGUCAGCUUCGAAUAUCACAGCUGAAAGCAAAAUCCCGCGGCUGGUCGAGCCCGGUCGACGUGAGACGCCGGCCCGGCCAACAGCACUUGUGAGAACACAAUCUCAGCCUGGAAAUAUUGCUAAACAUAUCGGCCCUUUCCCAGGCUCAUCGGUCUCCAACAACGGGCCCACUAGUCCGAAGCCGAACUCCAACGACUCUACAAAGGCUUUUGAGCGUAUGACAGAACGACUUGGGCUAGGGUUGUCUACCCCAAAGCAACCCAAGUCCUCAUCUCGCAUACCUCGGUCGAUACCUUACAAGAGCCAAAACAAGGUAUCGAAGAUUGCGCAGCAUUUCGAACAGCUGUCACGAGAAUUUCAGAACCAGCGUAUGCGCGAGAGACGUAAUGAUCGAGCUAGGCAAGUGCGCGCGUUCCCACUCGCCUCCUCUAAGCCGGUUGUUGAGGUGUACAAAAACGUUCAUGACGCUGUACAAGAGAAUGAAGAUUCUGAUGAAGAUCUGCGUACUCCAACUCCUCCUCGGGCGAGUCUAGACAACAGUACACUUGGCGACAGCACUUUCACAGAGCACACAGGUGACACAACAGCGUCACAAUCACCGGUGGAGAGGCGACACCCUCAUGAUGAAAUGGCCCAACUUCCCAGCAGCGAUGAGUCACCCAAGUCGCCAAGCCACUUCCCAUCAGAUCCCGAGAAUGACAUCAGUGAUACGGAGACGACGCCAGAAGACAUUCCUCUACCGGAAAGCCUCGCAGGUUCUCAGCUUCUGAGUCUAAGUGACUCGCAGCUGGAAAACUCUCUUGAGCUCCCCAAACAUGAGAAGAACACGUUACUCAAGAUUCUUACCAGUUUCUGGUCCGAGCGAUCAGCAAGUGGAUGGACACCGCUUGAAUAUCCAUUCUCACAGAUCGAGCACGUCUGGGAGAACUCGGAUAUCAUCAUCCGGGAAGACGAACCCAGUUCCAUCAUCGCAUUGGCGCUUUCGUGUCCCGAUUAUGUUGCCAAACGACAAACUUUCCGCGAUUUUACUUCAAGUGAUGGCGUUAUGGAAACAUUUGAAGAGUCAGUCGAACGAAACCUGCUGCAUGAAGAAAACCACAACAUCCGCUACAGUUUUACCAAUCGCGGGGUAAAGGCGCACUGCAAGAUAUUCUACGCCCAAUCUUUCGAUGCACUCCGCCGCAAAUGCGGUGUGGCAGAACGGUUUGUGGAGUCCCUCUCCCGCUGUUCGAAAUGGGAUUCUAAGGGCGGGAAAUCCAAGUCAAUCUUUCUGAAGACCCUCGACGACCGAUUCGUCCUAAAGUCACUCUCUCCAGUCGAAGUUCAAGCAUUCUUCAAGUUCGGCCCCAACUACUUUGCCUUUACGCACCAGAAUCUCUUCAAAUCGCUACCCAGCGUCAUCGCCAAGAUGUUUGGCCUUUUCCAAGUCCAGAUCAAGACACCUACCGGUCGUGACUUUGACUGGUACAUGCUUGUUAUGGAGAACCUAUUCUACGAUCGCGAACCGAAUCGCCGCUACGAUCUCAAGGGCAGUAUGCGCAAUCGCAAGAUUCAAGCCACUGGCGAACGAGAUGAAGUUCUUCUCGACGAGAAUCUUGUUGACAUCAUCUACUCUGAGACACCGAUCUUCGUCCGUGAGCACACCAAGAAGUUGCUCAAAGCAAGUGUGUUCAACGAUACGCUUUUCCUAUCACAGAACAACGUUAUGGACUACUCUCUCAUGGCAGGGUUCGAUGACACACAACGCGAGAUCAUCGUAGGCAUUAUCGACUGCAUUCGCACCUACACCUGGGACAAGAAGCUAGAGAGCUGGAUCAAGGAUCGUGGCAAGAACAAGCCUACCAUCACGUCACCGCGUGACUACAGGAACAGAUUUAGGAUUGCGAUGGAAAAGUACAUCCUCCAAGCGCCCAAUUGCUGGCAUCAAUUCAGUGGUAGGCUCGUUGGACAGAGCGUCGAUGGACGAAGGGCGCUGGUUGAAGGAAGGAGCAGUAUGGAUGCUGGGCACAAGAGGGGUGUCAGCGGUAGUAGUGCGGCGGGAUCGAGUACGGUAAUGGACAUGGGACGCACAUUGGCGUAUGGUGAUGGCCGUAAUGCUCGGAGGGCAUGA